Molecule: messenger RNA, 339 nt
Organism: Plectropomus leopardus (leopard coralgrouper)
Lineage: Eukaryota; Metazoa; Chordata; Actinopteri; Perciformes; Serranidae
Source: RefSeq, a predicted model, not a curated record
AACACGUCCCUGGCAGAUGGAAGUCCCAUGCCCAACUCUCCCAGCUCCAUGGUCAACCAGUACACAAUGCAGGAGGAGGAAGAGGAGGAGCAGGAUGCCAACGCCAAAGACAUCUUCAUCACCGUGGAUAACCCAGAGAGCCAGGUCACCGCCAUCGAAACCUUCAUCAUGUACAGAGUGGUGACCAAGACCACGAGGAGCGAGUUUGACUCCUGUGAGUACGAGGUACGCCGGCGCUACCAGGACUUCCUGUGGCUCCGAAGCAGACUGGAAGAAAACCACCCGACGCUCAUUGUCCAUGUGUGUAUCAGCACACCACAGCAGCUGCUCAACACAUCU